Messenger RNA from Acomys russatus (golden spiny mouse), 3458 nucleotides. It is a transcript of the gene Themis, whose product is annotated as thymocyte selection associated. The record is from RefSeq and is a predicted model, not a curated record. The transcript has 6 exons. Bases 230 to 2110 code for a protein of 626 amino acids. NCBI's taxonomy places the organism in Eukaryota, Metazoa, Chordata, Mammalia, Rodentia, Muridae. Gene Ontology annotation, biological process: T cell receptor signaling pathway.
UGCCUUCCAGUGUGACCUCCUCCCUCCCCCAGGUAGAAACUGUGAAGAACUGCCCCUGCGGACAAGCACCUCUCCACCUAGGGCUGCUCUACCCUGACUCUGCUCCCUUUUCACCUUCUGCUUGCCUGAGGAAGGAAGUAUGAGCAAAGACAGCAACUGCAGACAAUUGACAUCCAGAAGCCACAAGCUUUUGUAAAAAUCAGAUCUAUACAACACCGGAGACUGAACGAUGGCUUUAUCACUGGAAGAAUUCGUCAACUCCCUUGACCUAAGGACGCUCCCCAGGGUCCUAGAAAUCCAGUCAGGCAUCUACUUCGAAGGGUCUAUUUAUGAAAUGUUUGGCAACGAAUGCUGUUUGUCAACUGGAGAAGUGAUUAAAAUCACAGGUCUCAAAAUUAAGAAGAUCAUGGCUGAAAUUUGCGAGGGUAAUAUCGGAGGGUCUGCAUCUCUGAAGUCUUUUGAACUGCCCAUGAACUUUCCAGGUCUAUUUAAGGUCAUGGCUGAUAAAACUCCGUACCUUACAAUGGAGGAAAUCACAAGAACCGUUCCUAUUGGACCCAGCAGACUAGGACAUCCUUGCUUUUAUCACCUGAAGGAUAUAAAACUAGAGAAUCUCACAAUCAAGCAAGGUGAGCCAAUUCGGCUCACCUCAGUUGAAGAGAUUAAUGGAGAAAUAGUGGUGAAUUGCGGUGUGGUAAGGAGUCAUCAGAGUCACUCAUUUACUUUGCCUUUGUCACAAGAGGGAGAAUUUUAUGAGUGUAAGGACGAGCAUAUCUAUACCCUAAAAGAAAUUGUCGAAUGGAAGAUUCCAAAGAACAGAACACGGACUGUGAAGCUAACAGAUUUCUCAAGUAAGUGGGACUCAACAAUUCCAUUUCCCGAAGACUUUUAUGGUACCUUGAUCCUCAAGCCCAUGUACGAAAUUCAAGGUGUGCUGAAAUUUCAAAAGGACAUAGUCCGGAUUCUCCCCAGCUUAGACGUUGAAGUUAAAGACAUUACUGACUCUUAUGAUGCUAACUGGUUUCUCCAGUUGCUGUCUACAGAAGAUCUUUUUGAAAUGACCAGCAAAGAGUUUCCUAUAGUAGCUGAAGUCAUUGAAGUGUCUCAAGGAAGCCAAAUGCCCCGAAGUAUUUUGCAGCCUGGCAAAACCAUUGUCAUCCACAAAAAGUAUCAAGCUAUGAGGAUCCUAGCUUCAGAAAUUCGAAGCAAUUUCCCUAAAAAACAUUUCUUGAUCCCUACUAGCUAUAAAGGCAAGUUCAAAAGGAGACCCCGGGAGUUCCCCACAGCAUAUGACCUACAGAUAUCUAAGAACCAGAAGGAAACUCUCCAUGUGGUGGCCACCAAAGCCUUCCAUACACUUCAUAAGGAACUCUCAUCUGUGUCUGCUGGGGACCAGUUUCUUGUGGUUCAUUCAGAGAGCACAGAUGUUGUCUUUGAGGGAACAAGAGAAGUAAGUGUUCUGACCUGCGAAAAAGUCCUCAGUAAAUCCAAAGAAGUGGCACGGCUUCCUCUGUACAUGGAAGGAGGUUUUGUAGAAGUGAUUCAUGAUAAGAAACAGUAUCAGAUUUCUGAGCUCUGCACCCAGUUCAGCUGGCCCUUCAACGUGAAGGUGUCUGUGAGAGAUCUCUCCAUUAAAGAUGACAUUUUGGCAGCUACCCCAGGACUGCAGCUGGAGGAGGAUAUCACAGACUCUUACCUAGUUGUCAGUGACUUUGCCAACCCUGGGGAAUGUUGGGAAAUUCCUAUGAGCCGCUUGAAUAUGACUGUUCAGUUAGUUAGUAAUAACAGUCUGUCUAGGGAUAGAGGACCACUUCGAGUUAGGAGUCUGGUAGAAGAGAUUACAGAGGAGCAAUAUUACAUGAUAAGAAGGUAUGAAAGUUCUCUCGUGCAACCCCCACCUCGCCCUCCCAAACAUCCCUCGGCGGAAGAAAUGAAGUUAACCUUGCUCAGCUUAGCAGAAGAAAGAACAGUAGAUUUUCCCAAGUCUCCCAAGAGUCACCAUGUAGAUAGAUCCAAGAAACCUGACUCAGAUCAAGGUGGCCUGGUGUCCAGAGUACCAGUUGACUUUCAGAAUGAUUUGGCUGAUGUGGAGAGACAGAAGAGCAAGUAGGUCCCCCUGCAGGAGCAAGGACCAAUAUGACUACAGAACUCUUCAAAACUGAAAAACUUCAAAAAUAACAAGAUGUGACGGAAGCCACUUCGGCAGUGAACAUAAAUGUUGCAAUGGAAAAAGAAGUCUAACCUUCUAGCUGAAAAACAACUAUUCCCCAAUGGACUCUAGAAGAAUCUGGACUGUCCACUGCAAAGACUGAAACAAGCUUAAAAGUUUUAACACAUAAAGCUCAAAAAGAGACCUAUGAUAUGGAAUUUAAAUUGUCUAUUCUGUUUCCUAAAAUCCACACGUAUUGUUUCCUUGUUGUUUAAGACAUAUUUAUUCAGUGUGCAUAUUUUAUGUCUCCCACUUUUGCUAUCAACAAAUAGCAAAUUAGAAAUAAUUUUAGACUUUAAUUAUUGAAUAGAAUCCUAUUUUAAAAGUCUAAACUCUCAUUAAGCUUUCACCUUUUCUUUCUAGCAACUUUUUUCCCAUUUUUCUAGUGUUAUCAUUAUUUUUGCUAUGACUCACUUUGGGAAAAUUAAUUACAUCUGAGAAUGACAUAAAAUACCCAUUUCUUCUCUGAUUCCCCAGGAACUGUGAAAUGAGUUUGACUUCACAUUUCCAAUUUGUUUUAUAAAUACACUGUAAAUAAAUGUCAACUGUCAACAGCAAAAGCCAUUAUGAGUCACAGAACCCUCUCUAACCUUCUCCCUCUACUUUUAAAAUGGAGGAUUGCAGAGGUUCUGAUAAUUUGCCUUGUGUUUUAUGUACUAUAAUCUCGAUAGUGCUCUGAGUGAAUGCUUAUUAGGAUUGUAGCGAACCAUUUACUUAACCAUAAUAUUUGAUGGAAAGAAAAAUGCAGUAUAUUGUAAUGAACCAUAUAAAUAUAGUUGACAGAAGCCAAAGUGAUUAUUAAUGAAUAAAUAAUAGAAUAGUACUUACAGUUAUAUAUGCCAGUAAAAAUUAAGGGCAAAUACAUUUUUAUCAGUUUUCUUAUUAUGUAUUAAAUACACAUGAAUAAAACCACUUUGUCUCUAGUGACAUGAAGAGAAUGAGAGUGGGAAGCCUCAGGUUUUGUUCAUAAGUCAGACUUUUUACAAAUCUUUUACAAAGCUCUGAGCUCAUACUUAAUUUACAUGUUGGGAGAAUGUAUUUGAUGAUUUAGUACUGAGGAGCCUCUAAAGGUAGUAAAUCAUGAGGGAACUUUCAUCAUAUAAAUAACCACAGCUAGAGAGCUUUCAUAUAAUGUUUGUAUUCUGAUUUCUUACAUCUGAUUUCCUUCGUCUUUUUUUUCUCUUUAAUAACCAAUUCUUAUUACAAUGCUUUAAAGAUGGCUUAAUGACUUCACAGUCAUAAUAUUGUA